This is a messenger RNA of Ylistrum balloti, 8710 nucleotides long. Its product is annotated as ubiquitin carboxyl-terminal hydrolase 36-like. The coding region runs from base 44 to 3496 and encodes 1150 amino acids. The transcript has 18 exons. Gene Ontology annotation, cellular component: nucleus; cytosol. Gene Ontology annotation, biological process: regulation of apoptotic process; protein deubiquitination. The record is from RefSeq and is a predicted model, not a curated record. Gene Ontology annotation, molecular function: cysteine-type endopeptidase activity; cysteine-type deubiquitinase activity. NCBI's taxonomy places the organism in Eukaryota, Metazoa, Mollusca, Bivalvia, Pectinida, Pectinidae.
UCGAAAUCUACUCGGUGUUGGAUGUUGCAGAUUAACCAAUGCUAUGCCUGCAAGUUCUUCAGAAAAUAUAGGGCAAAUUGAGGAGACACUGAAGUCCUCCUUGGCUGGGGAGGAGAGCUUGGAUAGUCAACUUCUAUCCUCCUCCAAACAAGUCCUCUUGCACAAGAUUGAUUUCAAACCAGCAGAGAAGCCAUAUUCUCUGCAAGUGGACUCUUUGAGAGCUAAAUAUAUACCUCUGAAUCAGUGUAAAAAAUAUUCUACUGAGCAGAAUGGCAGUAAUAAACAGAAAGAAGGUUCCAGAAUGAAUGGUGAAGGAGACGGAGACUCCCUACCAACACCAAAAGUUGUUUUGUACCCAGAGGAGAAAGUUCAGUUGGAAUGGAGGAAGAUGCAGAAAAUUGGGGCAGGUUUGGUGAACAUGGGGAACACCUGCUUCCUAAACUCCACUCUCCAGUGCCUCACAUACACAGCUCCUCUUGUCAACUUCUGCCUUAGCAAUGAACACAGUACUAUGUGCAAACAAGCAGGAUUUUGCAUGAUGUGUGAACUGCAGCGUCAUGUUAAGCGUUGUUAUGAAAACUCAGGAAAUGCCAUUAAGCCACAAUCUGUAUUACAGAAACUGAGAAUGAUAGCAAAGCACAUGCACUGGGGUCGUCAGGAGGAUGCUCAUGAGUUCCUGAGAUACGUGGUCGAUGCAAUGCAGCGGUCAUGUCUCAAUGGACAUAACAAAUUAGACAAGUUCAGCAAGGAAACAACAGUUGUCAACCAAAUAUUUGGAGGAUUUCUCAGAAGUCAAGUUCAGUGUAUGCGAUGUAAGGAGAUGUCAAAUACAUACGACCCCUUCUUGGACGUCAGCUUGGAUAUUAAGGCUGUACAAACCCUGGAGAAAGCUUUGGAGAAGUAUGUGCAUCCAGAGACAUUGGAUAAUGACAAUGCAUACAUGUGUACAAAAUGCAAACAGAAAGUUCCAGCUCACAAAAGGUUUUCAAUUCACAAGGCACCUAACAUAUUAACAAUUUCAUUGAAAAGGUUUGACUACAACAGAUUGAUGGGUAAAGUGAGUCGGCACAUUCAGUUCCCAGAAAAACUUAAUCUGCGUCCUUAUAUGAGCAAUAGACAGGGAGAAAAAGUGAUAUACCAACUGUAUGCUGUAUUGGUCCACUCUGGUUACAGCUGUAACUCUGGUCAUUACUACUGCUAUGUGAAAUCUCCAAGUCAGAUAUGGUACUGCAUGAAUGACUCCAUGGUACAACAAGUCAGUGCUACACGGGUUCUAUCUUGUGAAGCAUAUUUACUUUUCUACAUUAAAUCCAAGCCUUCUCUCAUAUCAUCAAAAUCUGUACCGAGACCAAUAAAUAACAAGACCCCUGUGAUUGGUCCUAGUCUGCCUCGAAACCACACCAUUAACAAGAAAUUCAAAGUCAAUGGAGUUCUCAGUGGGCCAAGCAGUGACCUUGGAUCUAGUGUGGCAAGAAAAAGCAACAGUUCCUCAUCAUUGUCCUCCUCUACUCAUGUGCAAAAGUCGACUUCAGCGCUAUCUCUAAGUACCCCAUUACCUGACAAACGCGAUCGUGUAGCAUUUGGCAUCAAACCACAGACUCCUGUCAAACAGCAAACUGUAACAGAAGACAAGCCCAGAAUUGUCAUGCAGAUAAAAAAUGGCAAAGUUACGACAUUUGAAAAAUCGCCAAAUGGUAAAUCAAAGAUAGUAAAAGAUUCAGAUCAGGUGAAAUCAUUGUUAGUACCGUACGGUGAUGACAGCGAGUCAGAUUCUGAAAAUACCAUUAGUUACACAAAAGUUAAGAAAACAGAAACUAAAUCAUCUAGUCUGAAAAAAGAGGAAAAGAAGGUUGGUCUGCAUCUUUUUCCUCAGAAAAACAUCAAAAGACAUUUGGACGAUUCUGCUGUUGUAUUUGACAAGAAGUUAAAUGCCACAACAUCUGUGCCAGGAAAUGCCAAUUUGUUGGACACCAAAGGCCAUGGAGAUAGUAAAAACCAUCGACUAGAUGGUCUCAAUCUUAUGGUUAGUCCAUCAAAGGACCUGACAUUAAAGUUCAAUGAUAAGUCAGCAUUCAGCCCAGGGAAACGAAUACUCGGGGAUAAUCCUGGCAUAUCUUGUGUAACAAACCUGGUGCCUGCAGGGAGUUCAAAGGUGAAUUCCACAACAAACUGGCAAGUGUUUAAUCAGGACUCUGCUCCCAGUCCAUCAGUCGGUUCAUCUUCCAGUCGUGACAGUGUGAACUCCACUACAGAAUGGACAGUGAUGGGCAACAAGGACAUGACUGUGUAUCCGAAAGUGCCCGAGAGACAGUUCCCAGGUUGGAAGGUACAAGAGAAUGAAAGGUUGGGAAAUUGUUCAGAAGAUCAGAAAGAUGGUAAUGGCAGACCCUCUGUGUCUUCACCUGACACAAGACAGACUUUAGAAACGUCUGCUGAGGAACAUAAAAUGGUGCAUGAUAAAUCAGAUGAUUCUUAUAGGACUGAAACUUUGCAGUUGUCCAAUUUUAAUUCAAAGUUGGUGCCGUCUGCAUCCAAACAGAGUGGUGAGGUCAUAGAUGACAAAAUAGUCGAUAUACCAGACAAACAGAGCCUCCUUUCUGAGAGCUUUGUGUGUUCAGAGGGCAAACAAUCUACUCACAAAAAACAUAAAAAACACAAGAAGCACAAAAAAGAGCACAAAGAUAUCAAGUAUCAAGAACUUGUACAUGAUAGUGAUAGCUCAGGCCGCGUCAAAAAGCACAAGAAAAAGAAACACAAACUAAAGAAGGAAUUCAAAUUUAAUGAUUAUGGUAAAGAUAAGAAGAAGUUCGUAAAUAGAGAGGAAGAGACACCUCAUAAAAAGUCAGAAAGCGAGUCUGAGGAUAGCCAGGAGUUUGUUUGGGUGGAGAAGACUAAAGAUUCCCUUAAAGGUGCCAGUGGAGAUGAAAAGAUCAGCGACAACAAAGUUCCUGUACAAAGCUGGGAUCAUCACAUCAAAGAUGGUUACAAACGACCCAAUAAUGGCCCUGGGGGUGAUGCUCGAUCUGGUAAUUCCUGGGAUGGCUCGAAAAAGUCACGAGUGGCAGAUGAGCUUGAAAAAUCGGCUCACCACGUUUAUGGCUCUUCAGUGGCAUCCUGGAAUGGUGGUAAAAGUUCUCUGGACCUCGAGGCUGAUCGUGAGAGGGAAAAGAAACGUCCCUGGACAGAUGCCUAUGAUGAAGAAUUUGACAGGGGAAAGGUGAAAAAAGUGAAAAAGCAUUAUGCUGACUUUGAUUUCUUGCCCAAUAACAACUUCCAAAGAAUGCAAGAUGAACGCAACCAAGACAGGAAUAGAUGGAAAGGGUCUUAUGAUGGGAGCUCCUACAAUGGUUACAACAAUGGCACCAACGGGUCUCACCACAAACCUUCCAACGGUCCUCAUUUUCACAGCUAUCAUAGUGAACAUAGACACCGAGACAACAAUCGCAGCUACUUCCAGCACAGUGCUCACUCAUCAGCCAAGUACCACAAGCACUGAUAGUAUACCAGACCAAGCCAUGAAUUGGUCUCUGCAAGGUUGCACCUGGUCCUAUCAGAUCUUGCCUUGAAUUGAUCUCUGGCAAGGUCAUGUUUGAUUUAGCAUAUGAUAGGACAAUUUGGAUUGGUCUCACUUUCUCUGGGAAAAUUGUUUAAAUCAGAUUCUGCAAGAGUCUCAUGGUUUUUAUUUUCAGACAUUUUGAUUUUUCUUCACUUGCUAGAAAAUAUUGGAUAUGAAUGCAUGUUGAAUUGAUCAGAAUGUGUACAUUUAUUUACUUUUGAAAAGUGUAACCUGUAGAGGGGAUUUGUAGACUGAAUGGGGAAAGUGCAAAUAGUUCAUGAUUGUCCAGUGUUUUGACACAGGAUGGGCAACUGCAGAGCAGUGUGUGUACUAGGAUAUUUGACUUCAAGUUCAGUACAGCAGACGUGAUGAUCUAUCAACAUUUAUAUUUGAAGAAUAUAUGAUAAGCAUGUGUGAUUUUCUCUGUGAAGAGUUUUAAAGAUGUGUACAUGUUAUAGCUUACAGUUAAUUAUUUAUACUGAACUGAAAAGUUUAUAUUUUAGAGUCAGUUGAUAUACAAAUGUUGGUAUAAGUUAGAGAAAUUCCAUUGUGAUGUCUUUGCUGUGCUAAACAUGUCUUGUAAGUUAAUGCUUCAUUAUAGUUUUUGUGUUAAAACUUUGUCAGUUUGUGCUGCUUAAAACACUUAGAUAGAUGUCCAAUUAGUUCUGUUACUUGUACUACUGUUACUCUGUUUUAUCAUGGUUCCGGCUGUUGUUACUUUUGUUACAGGUUUUACCAUCUUUCUGAUGCUAUGUAUCAUGUAUGUAAUUUAUCAAGUUUAAGGAUGUAUGAGGGUCAGGUUAUUCAAACUUAACUUUUCUUCUGGUGAUGAUUCAUUGAAAGGUUAAUUAUCUGCUGCAGUAAUUUUUUUACUACUGUUAAAUAUGGAGGGGCGGAUGGCAAUCUUGUUUUCAAGAAAUAUCCUCUUCCUGUUUGUUGACUGAAAUGUAAUAUAAUGAUACUGGGACUGGGAUAAUAAGCAGAAAGUAAUUUCAAUUUAUUUCCACGUUUGAAACUGCACAGCAGUCAAAAAAAGAACAUUUAGAAAAAUGGCUUUAAUCCUACAGUUAAAAUGUUCUGGAAUUUAUGUUUUUACAACACUUUCUGCUUUGAUAGAAUUAUUAUAUAUUUCAGGGUGAAAUAAGAGGGGGUUGCUGUUUUUUAAUUUUUUUUUUUUAAUUUUUACUGAAAACAUAUUCUCAAGAUCAAGAUUCAAACUGAAAUAUCUGAUGUACCCAAUGAUGCACUGAAACCUGUGAUUUGUGAUGAUAAUUAUUACAAGAAGUUAUGGAAUUUUAGCAAGACAGCCAGAGUUAUAAAGUAAAUACAGUAAACAUUGAAGGUGUUAAUGCUAUUUACUGUCUGCUACACACAAUAUAGUUCACAAGUAAAAAAUUGUUCAAAAUAUCAACCAUUCAGUUUAUAGCAACACCCAAAGAAAACACUUGUAAGUAGUACUAUAGAUAUUAAAAUGUCUACAAAGGAAAGAUAUUUUGGAAUUAUCUUUUAGUAACUUAUGCCUUUUCUAUGAUCAGACCUGUCUUUCAUACAUCCUUAAGCAAUUUGAACCAAACAUUUCUAAGCUAUUACUAUACACCUACAUUUAUGAUUUAUUUAAAAGAUUAUAGUUUUAUUUUAAAUCAGAAGAGACAAAUGUACUUAAAUUUAUGUAUUUUCACACAUUUUAUCAAUGAGAUCAUGAUAAACAACACAUCAUUUGAUGAUUUAAUUGGUAAAAAAAAGACAACUUUAUUUACUUCGCAACAUUUGCAAACAACUGGUUUUACUGUGGGAGAGAAACGGUGCCCGAAGAAAACCAUGUCAUUGUGUAGGUGACCCCAUACAUUUUCACAUCCGCUCAAGGAAUCAAACCCCAAAUGUUUAGAUGGAAGAUAAAUGUGUUGCAACUGUUCCACCCAAUCAUCCCUGUAAUUUAUAUUGGGAGUCUACCAAUAGCUGCUCUGGCUUAUCCAGACACAGCUGGUCACCAUGACAGCACUGUCAUAGGACUAGACAUAGGUCAUCAUGACAACAAUAUCACAGGGCUAGACAUAGGUCAUCAUGAUAACAUUGUCACAGGGCUAGAAGACAUUAUAAGGAUGUGACGGGGAUACCUUUCAGCCACCACUUAUUUGACUAGGAAUUUUUAUCUAUAAUAUUAUUAAUCACGGCAAACCUUGAAGUUAUAGACAUUUAUUUGUGAAAUUCACUAUAUAUUAAAUUUUUUAUAUAUCUUUUAAAUGAUAGAGCCCUUAUCAAGGAAUGAUCCUUACUGCCAUGUGUUCACUAAUUUGUUGUAAGCAUAUUUGUUACAAACAUGUAGGCUUUAAUAACAUUUUCCUUUCACCUCAGGACAACAUUAGAUAGAUCUAAGGGAGCUUGUGUCGCAAGGAACAUCUAAGCAAGCUUGUGCAGACAAAAACUUCUAAGCAAGAUUUUGCUGCCAAGUCUCAUGCAAGCUUGUGCUGCAAGGAAUGUCUAAGCAAGCAUAUGUGAUCAAAAACCGUCUAAGCAAACUUGUGCAGUCCAAAAUGUCAUAGCACGCUUGUCUUGCCAAGUCUAAAUAAGCAUGUGCAGUCAAGUCUAAGCAAGCUUGUGUAGCAAGACUUUUGUAAGCAGCAGUCCAACGAUGAAGAGCUUUUCAGUGUUGAUCUCAUGAUUGAUCAUGUACCAUGUAGAUGGGAGAAACUUCAUCUAUACUACAGAAAACUUGUAUUUAAUGACCUUUCUAUUAGGACUACAUAGUCCAAUACUUCUGAUUGAUCAUGUACCAUGUAGAUGGGAGAAACUUCAUCUAUACUACAGAAAACUUGUAUUUAAUGACCUUUCUAUUAGGACUACAUAGUCCAAUACUUCUGAUUGAUCAUGUACCAUGUAGAUGGGAGAAACUUCAUCUAUACUACAGAAAACUUGUAUUUAAUGACCUUUCUAUUAGGACUACAUAGUCCAAUACUUCUGAUUGAUCAUGUACCAUGUAGAUGGGAGAAACUUCAUCUAUACUACAGAAAACUUGUAUUUAAUGACCUUUCUAUUAGGACUACACAGUCCAAUACUUCUGAUUUAUCAUGUACCAUGUAGAUGGGAGAAACUUCAUCUAUACUACAGAAAACUUGUAUUUAAUGACCUUUCUAUUAGGACUACAUAGUCCAAUACUUCUGAUUUAGGUAUUAAUAUUUUUUUUAUACAGCACAAUAAAACUGUAUCAUCAAUAUAUUUUACCUCCUGCAUUUCAUUUCAUUUAUAUAUUUUUAUGAAGUCCUAUAUGAUUUAUUUGUGAUACAAACUAUCUUUGUAAUUAAAUGUAUGUCGAUCGUUGCACAAAAUGAGUGGAAAUGUUUUUCCCUAAUUUUUCAUUCUGCUUAUACCGAUAGAUGAUUUAGUGAAACAAAAAUGGAAUAUCCAUAGCAGAGAAGAUGUCAUAUUUUCUAACAAUAUGUUUCCCAAACAGUUGAAAUGUGAAGAAUACUUCCAUAUUUUUCUGUCACAUGUAAAUUGUCUAAUGGAACUUAAGGAUUUAACAUUGCGUGAUGUUUUUCCUUAAAAUAAUUUACAUUUUCACUUAUUCUUAAAACAAUUCUAUAUGCAAAUUACAUGAUUCUCAACUCAGUGAAGCUUUAAGCUACUAAAUUGGUAUGAUCUAAAUUUCCAGUACAGAAUUACUACUUUUGAAGACACCAUGUCUGUAAAAGAAAAAGAAAAAUCAACAGAAAAUAAUUGAAACUUUGUUAUUCUGAACAUACUAUUAUGACCAAUUAAAUCCAGAUUUACAAAGAAAUUUUCUUAGAGAAAUAAUUUAAAGAUUUUGCUUUAAUUUCUCUCUGGGUGAAGUGUUUUUUAGUAUGUUAUGAUAUAUCACUUCAGAUCUAGAUUCCUUGAGGUUCCAUGAGGAAAAUUGACUUAUAAUUUCAGAAAUCAUUUUCUAAUUCAGAUACGCUAGAAUCUCUUAAAUACGUGGAAAAUGUCCAAAUGUGAUUUUUUUUUUUUUGCAAGUUUGAGUAAAGGAGGCAGAUGAUAUUUAUUCACAUUAUUGAUAAUCCCAACAUUUCUGCAAUUAUAAUCAAAUUAUAGAUAAUCCCAACAUUACUGCAAUUAUGAUCAUGAGAUGGAACUUUACUGACAUGAAAAAUUAACAAAUGUGAACAAAAAAUGGUAAACAAAAAUUACAAGUCAAGAUGUAAUUUCCAUUUUACCAGUAGAGUGGAGAUCACAAUAAACAGUUGUAGGCUUUGCUUUCUGACAGAUUCUUCUUAUAUACCUAAUUAAUUCACAGUUAUCCUAUUUACAGUUAUACAUAUAUAACUUCGUUUCUGCUUUCCUGGUGAUGUUACAAUAGUACAAACAAUAUAAUGCCACUCCGAUGAAUAGAACUGAUGAUUGGCCUCAAUGAAGAGGUGAUUCUGGUCAAGUUAUUGGCAUUCCACAACCAGUCUAUAGUAAUGUUGUACAGGACCCUAUUUUUAGCGUGGUACUUUCAAAUCGCAUGUUGUAUCUCUUUAGGUUGCUUCCAUAUAUAUAUAUAUAAAUAUAAACCAUUGCUCAUCUUACCACUCAUUUCAAUAUGUUUCAUAAUCAAUAGCGGCUAGUUAUAUGAUGUCGGCCAUUUUUAAUUCCCACUAUUAGGCCUGGUUUAAUACUCAGGAACAGAAGGAUAGGAGGAAACAUUUUUAAAAAAAGAAAAAAAAAUCCUGGAAAAGUUUUAUUUCAGGUUAGGUUUCAAAGUUUAGAAAUUGUUCUGUGAAGUAUUGCAUGUUUAGAAAAGGUAUUAUCUAGUUCUGAUAGCUAACUCAGUCAUGUAUGGAAUAUAACAAAAGCUUGUGUAAGGUCAGUGUAAAACUGUAGAACUAUGUAGUGGUGUCAUGUGACCCCAAGUGUGUACUCCUUAGGCAGAGCUUGUCUGCCAUUACAUCCACGCUGAUAUUUGAUGUAGAUGAUUGUCUCUGUGAAAGUGGAUAAGGAAGAACAUGAAAUGCAUGAUUAUUGAAAUGCAGUGUAUUUCAUGUUUUGAAAUUGCAGAGUCUGUGUUAUCCAACAUACUCCCUGUCAUCAUUGUGGAUCAAAAUACAUUAUACUGUAAUGGUAUUUCAUCAAGUCAUGUUGCACAUAUGAUGGAUGUUAAUAAAUGCAAUGGAAGACGAGUCUUCAGUCAUGAUACAA